UCCGCCCCGGCUGCCGGCGAAGGAAGAAAAGUUUGGGGGCGACUUAGGGCCGAGGGAGCGCCGGAGGAGGAGGAGGAGGAGAARGAUGCGCGGUUUCCCCGGCUGAUCGGGAAGGAAGGAUGACCGAGGGAGGAUGUGCACCAGCAGCCAGAUCAUCGGGAGCCUCCUGGUGCUCUCCGUGCUGGAGAUAGGGUUAGGGGUGUCCAGCGUGGCCGUGGGGGCGGUCAGUUUCAGCCUGGUCCUCACAGAGCAAAAGCCUCAGCUGGGAGACUCUUCUCCGGUAUGGAGCGGGGUGUGUUUUCUGCUUUGCGGCAUAUGUGGAAUAUUGUGUGCCAAAAAAAAAUCUGGACUUGUUAUGAUACUUUUUUCUGCCUGCUGCAUCUGUGGACUGAUUGGAGGAAUCUUAAAUUUUCAAUUUCUUCGUGCUCUGACAAAGAAGUCAUCUGCUCUCUAUUCUUUGCAUCUUGCCUCCAUGUCCCUUGCAUGUAUUGGAAUUGGUGGUUGCACCCUUUCUUCAUGGCUCACUUGUCGGCUAGCCAGCUAUGAACAAAGGCGAAUGUUCUCAGAGAGGGAACAUUCAUUGCAUCACUCCCAUGAAAUGGCAGAAAAAGAAAUGACAGACAACCUAAGCAAUGGUGGCCCACAUCUGAUUUAUAAUGGAAGUGUAUAUUAAGAAAUUUUUAAAAGUUCCAUGGAAGGAAGUGGUUUUAGAAWUUUCUUCAGGAAAAAAAAUAGACUCCAAGGAAUUAAGAAAAUGAAACURUCUUAGCUUUUAUGGCUCAAAGGUCGCAACUGCAGACCGGCRCAGUUGCAAUUCCCUUUUAGAACCAUGUUCAAAAUUUGUCUCCUAAASAUUUUGCGGAUAUACAAUAUUUAUUCACUUCCUGGCUACUCUCUUUCAGUUUUUUGUCUGAAUAAUCUUUCUGAAKUGUGAUAGUAUUUGAAAUAGACUUCUCAAGACUCUUAUUCUCAUGAAGACUCAAAAAUCAGAAAAAAAACCCCAAAAUGAACUGCAUUUAGCCCACUCAAAGGAGAAGGCAGAGGAAGAAUGGCUCGGGGGAAUCUUUUUCUCCUCUCCACUUAGCAGCAUCUGGUGUACGGUGGCUUCAGAUCAUGGCAUGGUACAGCAACACAUCUGCACAGUCCCUCUCUACACAUUUUGAAUGCAUCCUGCCUCAGUUUUCCCAGUAGAUCAUAUCAAAAGAGAGAGCAAACUCCUCUUCCAAAAAGCUUCCAUUUCACAUCCAGAGUGUAAAUGAACAGUGUGCUGAAAACAACACCAAUGUCUUUGUUUUGAAAGACAGAAUGCUCUAAGAAUGCCAUAAAUCAAAACCUCAAUAAUGCCUUGUUGUAAAGAAAUUGUAAAUAUUUCCAAUUUGUGAAUGAAGUAUAUUUCGUAAUUUGUUCAUAAAAGAUGACAAAUAAAAUGAAAUCUAA
Malurus melanocephalus (red-backed fairy wren) is the source of this 1437-nucleotide messenger RNA. It is a transcript of the gene TMEM196, whose product is annotated as transmembrane protein 196. The transcript is spliced from 4 exons. Lineage: Eukaryota; Metazoa; Chordata; Aves; Passeriformes; Maluridae. Bases 134 to 673 code for a protein of 179 amino acids. The record is from RefSeq and is a predicted model, not a curated record.